Molecule: messenger RNA, 1705 nt
Organism: Polyodon spathula (Mississippi paddlefish)
Lineage: Eukaryota; Metazoa; Chordata; Actinopteri; Acipenseriformes; Polyodontidae
Product: tubulin alpha chain-like
Exons: 4
Coding region: 100-1452 (450 amino acids)
Biological process (GO): microtubule cytoskeleton organization; mitotic cell cycle
Cellular component (GO): microtubule; cytoplasm
Molecular function (GO): GTP binding; structural constituent of cytoskeleton
Source: RefSeq, a predicted model, not a curated record
UAUUGCCAAGCAUAUCCACACCCCAUCUGCUAUAAAAGAACUGCAUCAUCGCCUUCUCAGUCUAAAGCUUUAACAUCAGCCUCAAAGAACUGAUUCAAAAUGCGUGAGUGUAUCUCUAUGCACGUUGGCCAAGCCGGAGUCCAGAUGGGCAAUGCCUGCUGGGAGCUCUACUGCCUGGAGCACGGGAUCCAGCCUGAUGGGCAGAUGCCCAGCGACAAGACCAUCGGAGGAGGAGACGAUUCCUUCAAUACCUUCUUCAGCGAGACUGGAGCUGGGAAACACGUCCCCAGAGCAGUCUUUGUGGAUCUUGAGCCCACUGUGAUCGAUGAGAUUCGCACAGGAAUCUACCGUCAGCUGUUCCACCCUGAGCAGCUCAUCACUGGCAAGGAGGACGCUGCUAACAACUACGCCCGCGGGCACUACACCAUCGGCAAAGAGAUCAUCGACCUAGUGCUUGACAGGACCCGCAAACUGGCUGACCAGUGCACAGGGCUCCAAGGCUUCCUCAUCUUCCACAGCUUCGGUGGUGGUACCGGUUCUGGUUUCACCUCCCUGCUGAUGGAACGCCUCUCUGUUGACUACGGCAAGAAGUCCAAACUGGAGUUUGCUAUCUAUCCAGCUCCCCAGAUCUCCACAGCUGUUGUUGAGCCCUACAACUCCAUCCUGACCACCCACACCACGCUGGAGCACUCUGACUGUGCCUUCAUGGUAGACAAUGAGGCCAUCUAUGAUAUCUGCCGCAGGAACCUGGACAUUGAGCGCCCAUCCUACACCAACCUGAACCGUCUCAUUGGUCAAAUUGUCUCCUCCAUCACUGCCUCCCUGCGUUUCGAUGGUGCCCUGAAUGUUGACCUGACAGAGUUCCAGACCAACCUGGUGCCCUACCCCCGUAUCCACUUCCCACUGACCAACUACGCCCCGGUUAUUUCAGCUGAGAAGGCCUACCAUGAGCAGCUGUCGGUUGCUGACAUCACCAAUGCCUGCUUUGAGCCGGCCAACCAGAUGGUGAAAUGUGACCCCCGUCACGGCAAGUACAUGGCCUGCUGCCUGCUGUACCGUGGAGACGUGGUGCCCAAAGAUGUCAACUCUGCUAUAGCUACCAUCAAGACCAAGAGAAGCAUCCAGUUUGUGGACUGGUGCCCCACUGGCUUCAAGGUGGGCAUCAACUACCAGCCUCCCACCGUGGUGCCUGGGGGUGACCUGGCCAAGGUUCAGAGGGCUGUGUGCAUGUUGAGCAACACCACCGCCAUCGCUGAGGCCUGGGCCCGCCUAGACCACAAGUUCGACCUGAUGUAUGCCAAGCGUGCCUUCGUCCACUGGUAUGUGGGGGAGGGUAUGGAGGAAGGAGAGUUCUCUGAGGCCCGAGAGGACAUGGCUGCCCUGGAGAAGGACUAUGAAGAAGUGGGAACAGACAGCGUGGGAGAUGAGGACGAGGAAGGAGAGGAGUAUUAAGAUGAAGACCAGUAUCCAGACUUGCUCUCCAUGCACUGCCAUUCAUAGUAAAGCUGUCAACAACAAAAUAUUUGUGCUGUGGACUUGUUGUGUUAUUUUCAAAGUUAUUCUUCAAUAUCUUAGCAUCUAUUCCUUUUAGAUUGUAACAUAACUAUAAACAUAUUCCAAAAUGCUCCCUGUUGCCACUGCUGUUGUAAUGUCUGGAGAAUAUUUUUGAUAAUAAUAAUAAUAAUAAAAAAAACACAACAUAAAA